UGGAGUGUUCAAUUUCUAUCGCUUCUUCCUUCACUCGGGACCUCUUCCUCCUCCUCCUCCUCCUCCUCCAUUUCCUCCUUCCUUAGCUGCAGCAAUUCUCUUGGAAGAGGGAAGGGAAGAUGGCUGCAGACGUCAGCUCCACGGUCGGGUACAUGAGCGGGUUCAGCACGGAGGAGAGCAAGCGCGCCAGAGGAGGAGGCGGAGGAGGGAACGAGAAACCGACGGCUCUCGUCACGCGGGACUUGCUCGGCGGGCUGCACGAGAUCGAGUCCCGCGACCUCGACCUCGACCUGCAGGUGCCCGCCGGCUGGGAGAAGCGUCUCGAUUUGAAGUCAGGAAAAAUCUACAUUCAAAGGUGUAAUUCACUGAGAUCGUCGCCUCCAUCCUCGUCCGAUCACAAGCAGCAAGCCGACCAAACGCUCACCAGGCUCCAAGACUUGAACUUCCCGCCCUCACCAUCAAAACCCUUGCUGAACCUAUUUGAUGAGUCUUGCUUAGACUUGAAGUUGAUGUCGUCGCCGUCGUUGCCUUCGUCCUGCAGCUACCAGAGCGUGUGCACUCUCGACAAAGUGAAGUCCGCGCUAGAGAAAGCAGAGCGAGAACCGUUCAAGAAAGGCUUGCCAGCCCAUUGGAGAUCGCCGUCGUCCUCAUCGUUAUCGCCUUCUAAUUCGUCCUCGUCGUCUUCGAUCAGAGAAAAGAACCGAGAGGCGAACGACGAGAAGGUGUCGCCAACUACAGUGGCUGCAGGAUGCCCAACUUGCUUGCUCUACGUGUUAAUCUCGACAAGCAAUCCAAAGUGCCCGAGAUGCGACAUGAUGGUACCGUUGCCGAGCUCAAAGAGACCUCGGAUCGAUCUCAACAUGUCGAUAUGAGGGGGGAUCGUGUUCUCAAGGAUUCAAUUUGUAAAUGAUGGACGAGAUGGGUCUUCCUUUUAGAUAUAUUUGUUCAUGUUUAGCGGGAGGUUAGUGCAGUAGCGCCGGUAAAUUUAGCCUUUGAGCAUGUGCUGUGCUGCUUAGCCAUGGGAGAUAGGAUUAUAUCGCAGAGCAAGUUGUUUAUUCGGACUCUUUCUUUUUUCUUUUUUCUAUGAUUCGGAACUCGUAGCAUGUAUAGGUGCAUAGUAAGUCGCCGCGAAUUUCAAAAGUAGUAAAUAUUUCUGUCGAUUUUCUGAA
This is a messenger RNA of Eucalyptus grandis, 1169 nucleotides long. RefSeq lists its product as uncharacterized. The transcript has 2 exons. Lineage: Eukaryota; Viridiplantae; Streptophyta; Magnoliopsida; Myrtales; Myrtaceae. The record is from RefSeq and is a predicted model, not a curated record. The coding region runs from base 120 to 872 and encodes 250 amino acids.